AUGUCGGAACCGCCGCUACCAAGUGUUCGUCGACAACUUUUAUUUGCCAAAUACCGACCAUUGAUCACCACACCUUUCUUCUUUGGAUUCUCAACUCAUGUUCUUUCGCCAGCGUUGUUUUCUAGAUUACUUAGUUCGCGUUUUGACAUACCAAUAAGCAACUUGCUUCUGUUUGGAUCGCAUGUAGGCGUUACGAGCUAUUUGUACACGUCUAAACAUCUGAGGAAAGCUCACAUGUUCGAACGGCUUUUAUACAGUAUUUAUGGUUCGGCAAUGUUUAACUUUGGCACAGUCCUAGUCAUGUCAAUCAUUCGAUCGAUUUUUCCUGAUAAGGAACCACUACGUUUAGGAAUAGGUUUGUCAACUGCUGUGGCUUUACUAGCUAUUGGAAAGAAAUAUGUCAACUAUAUCGAUCAAGUUUUCGAAGCCGUUCGCUACCGAUCGAUCCCACGAUCGUAA
This is a messenger RNA of Adineta ricciae, 459 nucleotides long. Lineage: Eukaryota; Metazoa; Rotifera; Eurotatoria; Adinetida; Adinetidae. The record is from the annotation of a GenBank genome assembly.